UCAGUCAGCGUUUGUUGUCAGAAUACUUCUGACAACAAAUGACACCAAACGCUGACUCUAUGGUCGUUCUAAUUUUUACAUAAACUUUGAAGUUUCAACUUAUUUUUUUUAAUUAGAACCUACCUACCUCAAUUUAUAAUUUCCAAUUUUACUAAAGGGUGUUAAUGCGAAAUGUCUAAACUACCAACAGUAGUUCAUUGGUUUCGGUUGGAUCUUCGUUUACAUGAUAAUCUUGCACUGCGUAACGCAAUAAACGAAGCUGAAAAUCGUAAACAUAUUUUAAAACCAAUCUACGUAGUCGACCCCGAUAUUAAAAAUAAAAUUGGCGCCAACAGACUACGAUUUCUAAUACAAAGUCUACAAGAUCUAGAUUUAAACCUUCGUAAAAUUAAUUCACGUUUAUUUAUAAUAAAAGGUAAUGCUGUUCAAUGUUUACCACAAAUCUUUGAAAAGUGGAAUGUUAAUUUUUUAACACAACAAGUAGAUAUUGAUGCUGAAUUAGUCAAACAAGAUGAAGUAAUAGAUCAAGUAUGUGAAGAAAAUGAUAUAUUUGUAGUUAAGAGAAUGCAACACACAGUGUAUGAUUUCAACAGUGUGAUAAAAAAGAACAAUGGCAGUAUUCCAUUAACUUAUCAGAAGUUUCUUUCCUUAGUAGCUGACACCCAAGUAAAAGAUACAAUAGAGAUUUCAAAAAAAAUUUUAGAAGAAUGCAAAUCAACAGAUUUUGAAUCAAAUGAAUACAAUGUACCUUCAUUAGAAGACGUAGGUAUUGAUGAUUCAGAACUAUUAGAAUGUAAGUAUCCCGGAGGGGAGACUGAAGGGUUAAAAAGACUUAAUGUAUACAUGGAAAAAAAACAAUGGGUUUGUAGUUUUGAGAAACCAAAUUCUUCCCCAAAUAGUAUUGAGCCUAGUACAACAGUUUUAAGUCCAUACUUGAGUCAUGGUUGCUUAUCAGCAAAGUUAUUCUAUCACAAACUAAAACAAGUUGAGAAUGGAAUGAAGCAUACCCUGCCUCCAGUAUCACUUAUGGGUCAACUUAUGUGGAGAGAAUUUUAUUAUGUAGCAGGAGCUGGCACAAAAAACUUUGAUAAAAUGGUGGGAAAUACUGUAUGCACACAAAUACCUUGGGGAAAAAAUGAGGCACAUCUUAAAGCUUGGGCAGAAGGAAGAACUGGUUAUCCUUUUGUGGAUGCAAUCAUGAGGCAGCUCAAACAAGAAGGGUGGAUUCAUCAUUUGGCUCGCCAUAUGGUUGCUUGUUUUCUAACCAGAGGAGAUUUAUGGAUAUCAUGGGAAGAAGGAGCUAAGGUGUUUGAGGAUUAUCUACUUGACUAUGAUUGGUCUUUAAACGCUGGAAAUUGGAUGUGGUUAUCAGCAUCUGCAUUUUUUUAUAAAUAUUUUAGAGUUUAUAGUCCAAUUGCAUUUGGCAAAAAAACAGAUAAAGAAGGUCUUUAUAUAAGAAAAUAUGUACCAGAGUUAAAAAAAUAUCCGAGUGAAUUUAUUUAUGAGCCCUGGAAGGCUCCAAAAUCGGUACAGAGAACUGCAGGUUGCAUAAUAGGUGAAGAUUAUCCAAAUAGAAUUGUUGAUCAUGAUAAAGUUCAUAAAGAUAAUAUACAGAAAAUGAAUGCAGCAUAUAAAGUUAAUAAAGAAAAGAAAGCCUUAAAACGAAAAAGAUGAUAUUUUUAAAAAAUUGCUAUUAGGUGUCUUAACAUUUUAUGUAAAAAAAUAUUAAUAAAAUUGAUGAGCCGGUUGGCGUGGUUGGUGGAUGCUUGCCUUUCACACCGAUAAGUUUGAUACCCACCCAGGACAAAUAUUUGUGUGCAUGAACAUGUGUGUUUGUCUUGAGUCUGGGUGUAAUUAUCCAUAUAAGUAUGUUAUUACAAAAAAACAAAAAUGAAGUAGUAUAUAAGUUGUUUGGUUUCUAUAGUACAAGCUCUGCUUAAUUUGGGAUCAGAUGGCCGUGUGUGAAAAAUGCCCCAGGAUAUUAUUAUUAUUAAUAAGAUUUGUUAAACUUUAUUUUGAUAUGCUUCUUUUUUUUAAUAUUAUGGUAA
Nymphalis io (European peacock) is the source of this 2048-nucleotide messenger RNA. It is a transcript of the gene phr6-4, whose product is annotated as cryptochrome-1. Gene Ontology annotation, molecular function: DNA binding; FAD binding. The transcript has 2 exons. Gene Ontology annotation, cellular component: nucleus; cytoplasm. The record is from RefSeq and is a predicted model, not a curated record. Gene Ontology annotation, biological process: entrainment of circadian clock by photoperiod; circadian regulation of gene expression. NCBI's taxonomy places the organism in Eukaryota, Metazoa, Arthropoda, Insecta, Lepidoptera, Nymphalidae. Bases 172 to 1674 code for a protein of 500 amino acids.